UUCGGUUCAGUUUGCCGCGAGAGCGCCAAAUCUCGUAAUUAGGUUACACAAUUUAAUUGCUGAUUAAUUCUAAUCAUAACUACGAUGUCGUCUCCAGCUGAUAAUGGAUCGUGCCAUGGAAACGAUAAUCCUCCUUUGUAUCACAGCACCGAGCGGAUGAUGCCGUUGGGAUUCAGCACACCGCAACAGAACCGAUCAGAAACCCGGAAUUAUUAUUCCGCUCAACCGAAACAUAUGCUACCUCGGUCUCGCGGUGGAGGAUACCAGAACCGUAAUCGUUUUGGACAAACACAGCAGCACAGCAACCAGGACAGGUCCAGCUUUUCACCGAUGGAUAACGCAGGUGAGCAGCAGGCUGGCCAGAACUACGGUCGGAAUUGGAGGGGGCAGCACCAAAAUCGGCAUCAGAAUUACAGUGGUCAACGACGGCACCAAAACCAUCAUCAGCAUCAUCAAAAAACGACGAUCUACAGGAUUGAGGACUACUUGCACCCGUCGAUGCUGGAGGAUCCAUGGGAAUAUCUAUCGCGGAAGGGCCAUAAAAAUGACAAAGAUACAGCGGAAGCAGACCCUACGCUCGAUGGACUGAAAUAGAACGAACUACACAUAAAACACUUGAAUAACACAUUUACACACGAUUCCUGGAAGGGUGCUUUAGAAUCUAUACUACGAAUUGUGUGUUUUCAUUCAUCAAUUAGGAAAACUGGUUUUAACAUUAAUAAAACGUUUUUUUUAAA
Messenger RNA from Anopheles aquasalis, 737 nucleotides. RefSeq lists its product as uncharacterized. The record is from RefSeq and is a predicted model, not a curated record. Lineage: Eukaryota; Metazoa; Arthropoda; Insecta; Diptera; Culicidae.